AUGUCGUGGUGUACCAAAACGAAAUUGUUUUUCGUCUUAACUUUGAGUUGGGUUGCAGCACAGGAGUAUAUUGAAAAUCUGCAUGACUCAAAAGUUGGCACGCAUUUGAAAGAAUUACCAAAAUCAUUUGAAGUGAAAGGUUUCGAUGCAAACACGCAGUUCCAGAAAUAUUUCGAUCAGAUACAAGAUUUCGCAAUGCAAAGAAACCUAAAUGUAAUAUACAAAAUUAAGCUAGAUGUGGACAAACCAACGAAGUAUCACACGAAGAAGACGUUAGUCAAGAAAGGCAGGUCAAAGAAGUACAAUAUUCCUCUGAAGAAGACGAGUAUGAAGCUAUCGAACUUCGAGAUGUGGCUGAGAAAAAUGGCAGAGCAAUCAGGCGCGAACAAGAAAGGGACUCAGCAGAAUUUUGAAAACUAUCCCGCAGUCACAACAGAAGGAGAAAAGAUAAUAACGACGACGAAACAAAUACAGCUUAAAUACAAACCGAUUAUUUCUAAGAUGAAGAGUAAUUACACGAAAAUUGUGAAACCCGUUAGGAGCAGAACUAUUACUCUCAUACAGUAG
This is a messenger RNA of Spodoptera litura, 567 nucleotides long. RefSeq lists its product as uncharacterized. The record is from RefSeq and is a predicted model, not a curated record. Lineage: Eukaryota; Metazoa; Arthropoda; Insecta; Lepidoptera; Noctuidae.